This is a messenger RNA of Brassica oleracea var. oleracea, 607 nucleotides long. RefSeq lists its product as uncharacterized. The record is from RefSeq and is a predicted model, not a curated record. Lineage: Eukaryota; Viridiplantae; Streptophyta; Magnoliopsida; Brassicales; Brassicaceae. Bases 26 to 511 code for a protein of 161 amino acids. The transcript is spliced from 2 exons.
GAGAUAAGAGCGUGGAGGAACUGCGAUGUCUGCGACAACAACUCCAUAUCUCUCUCUUCCGAGUUUCAGAUCAAGACUACAAAAUCCAGCUAAAACCACCCACCAGUUAUCUCCUCCACUCUCUUGGUCUGUUUCAAAGAGAAAGAAGAUCCUGUCUUCUUCUGACAGACAAUUAUGGAGAUUGUGUGCAGCAACACCAGAGGAGAUAGUUUCUUCUGAUACUUCUUCUUCUUCAGAAGCUAUUGUGUCUGGUGGUGGCCAAGAUGGUGUUGCUUUGAUCAUACAAGUGCUUCUCAUUGUCGCUUUUCUUGCUCUCAGUGUUCUCACCAUUGGUGUUGUUUACAUAGGAGUGACUGAGUUUCUUGGGAAGAGGGAGAGAGACAAGUUUGAGAAAGAAGAGGCAGCAAAGAAGUCUAAGAAAAGUGGCAAGAAGAAAGCAGCAACCAGAGCCAGAGCUGGACCAAGGGGGUUCGGUCAGAAGAUUGAUGAUGAUGAUAUUGAUCUUGAAUAAUUCUUUUUUGUUUUGUUCCAUUGCUAGAGAGAGAGAUAGACAAGAUUGAUCUCUGUUUGUAAGACUGCGAUUGUCAUAGUUUUCUUGCUUGCUCCA